Adineta steineri is the source of this 264-nucleotide messenger RNA. Lineage: Eukaryota; Metazoa; Rotifera; Eurotatoria; Adinetida; Adinetidae. The record is from the annotation of a GenBank genome assembly.
AUGGACGCAACGGUCAAAAAAGCUUUAGACAAGGAUCCAGGACCAAAUGCUACUCCUAGUCAGAAACAGCACUACGAUACUUACAUUGACGAAGUAACAAAUAACAUGGGAGAAAUAUCAAAAUGGAUAGGUUGGUUAUUUGAAAAAGUCUGGGAAGCUAUUAAAAAAGUUAUCGACUGGUUUCGUAGGCUUGCACGGGGUGUAGUCAAUUUUGCAAAUGAAGUUUUCGAUGGUAUUAAAAGUUGGUGGUCUAGUUUGUGGUAA